This is a messenger RNA of Sesamum indicum (sesame), 1216 nucleotides long. RefSeq names its product protein DEHYDRATION-INDUCED 19 homolog 3. Lineage: Eukaryota; Viridiplantae; Streptophyta; Magnoliopsida; Lamiales; Pedaliaceae. The record is from RefSeq and is a predicted model, not a curated record.
UCUCUUCUUCCUUUCGGUGGAUUUUCAUUUCACCUCGCAAAGGCAAGCCCUCUUCGCUUUAUCUCUCUCUCUCGCUCUCUCUCCCUCUGUCUCUCAUAUCCUCAUCAUCGUAAUCUUGUUCACUCCUCAUAAAAGAUUCAUAAAUCAAGAAGAAUUUCUGGGCAAGGAUUUUUCACUGAUCAGGCAUACCCUUGAUUAGUUUAAUCAGCUCCUGGGAAGAAGAGAGCUUAGAUUUGCAAAACCAUUUUCAAUUUUUUUUGAAUUUUGAGGUUGAGAAAAGGAAAGCCAUGGAUGCUAAUUCUUGGGCUGCUCGUCUCUCUUCUGCUUCCAAGCGCUACCAAACUGCUCUUCAAUCUCGAUCUGGAAUGAAAUGGGAUAGUUUUGAUGCAGAAAUGCUCAUGGGAUUUGAGGAAAUAGACGUGGAUGAUGACAUAAGGGAGGAAUAUCCAUGCCCUUUUUGUACGGAUUAUUUUGAUAUUGUGGGACUAUGUUGCCACAUUGAUGAUGAGCAUCCUGUAGAAGCCAGGAAUGGGGUAUGUCCAGUUUGCGCGAUGAGGGUGGGUGUCGACAUGGUAGCUCAUAUUACCUUGCAACAUGGGAAUGUCUUUAAGAUGCAGCGCAAGAGAAAAUCACGAAAAGCUGGUUCACAUUCUACUCUUUCUUUGUUGAGGAGGGAGCUGAGAGAAGGGAAUUUGCAGUCCCUCUUUGGAGGGUCUUCCUGCAUAGUUUCUUCAAGUAAUGCAGCGCCAGAUCCGCUGUUGUCAUCAUUCAUUUUGCCGAUGGUCGAAGAUUAUGAAAAUGUUCCAUCACACUCUUCAACGGAGUCAACAUCAGUAAAGAAAAGCUCAACUGAUAGCAUUUCAGAGAGAAAAGUGCAGCAGCCUCCCAUGUCAAUCAAAGAUCAGGAGGAGAAGGCAAAGAGAAGUGACUUUGUUCAAGGGUUGCUGUUGUCGAUGAUGCUUGAUGAUAAUUCAUAAGUCCUGUGGUGCUGCUAUGCUUGUGGACGAACUGCAAAAUGGGCGGCCUAUAUGUGGCUGACUAUGCCCGUGUAUUUGAAAUGGAAAAGCGAAAUAAGUUUGUAGUAAUAAAUGUAAUUUAUGUUUCUGUAGAGUUAGUGGUAGGUUGAAGAAGAUUGAUGUAUUUCCUCCUUUCGUAUUGAUUCUGCUUCUGGUUCACGCUUUAAUGAAGAAGAUGAUGAACUUCUUGCGUUAUAUCA